Molecule: messenger RNA, 734 nt
Organism: Bufo gargarizans (Asiatic toad)
Lineage: Eukaryota; Metazoa; Chordata; Amphibia; Anura; Bufonidae
Product: low-density lipoprotein receptor class A domain-containing protein 1-like
Exons: 4
Coding region: 1-435 (144 amino acids)
Molecular function (GO): protein binding
Source: RefSeq, a predicted model, not a curated record
AUGGUAUUGGAUGUCUAUGAAAUUGUCUUCGGUUUUCUUACACGUGAGUGUAAAGCAUCCUCAGGCCAAGCUGGCUUCCUAUGUGAUGACAGAACCACAUGCAUUGUAGCCUCGGCACUAUGUGACGGGAAAGUGGACUGCGGACAUGGGGAGGAUGAAUCUACAAGAUACUGCGGGAAUGUACCAAACAGUCUUCCAGAAGGCUUGGUAUUCAAGUGUGCAAACAAGAGAUCGUGGACCUACAUUGAUAAACUUUGUGACAACAAGAACGACUGCGGAGACUGCUCCGAUGAAACAGCACUUCGCUGCCCUCCGUGUCCAGGCUGGAGAUGUAACACGGUCUUCUUCACGGAUUGUGACUGCAUCCCAAACACCCGCUGUAAUGAUAGCAUUCAGGACUGCAUAGACUGGAGCGAUGAAACCUCUUGUCUUUGAGACUGCACAAUACAGACUAUUCAAUGAUGGAAGACCCUUGGGAAUGGUCAACCUGUCAGCCUUAGAACAGCUUUGCUUCCAUCGUAGCACAACUCAUACACUGCUCACCAAAACGAGGACGACCAAACAUUUUCUACAGGGAGUGCAAACUGUCUCAAGUGUCCCGCUAUUAUUCCUCCAGUGUAAUAUGUGGGAAUCGUUCAGGACUUGUGACCAUGAUGAAUGCGAUCCUGCACAUACAGCCACGACCCUAAAGGGCUGGUAUUAGAAAACCACUUCUGUUUCCUUCCAGGAGGAGC